GCAAGUGAGCUUACAGGUAUCAUGGCAGAGAGGAGACAGUGAAAACAAACCAUCGCUGAGGAAGGGUAUUGAACCACCAUGAGCGGUUUUAACCCCGGCCCGCGGGUCGUGACCAUCUACAAGACUGACACGGGGUUCGGCUUUAAUGUGAGGGGUCAGGUGAGCGAGGGAGGUCAAUGGAGACCCAUCAAUGGGGAGUUGUACCCACCUCUUCAACACGUCUCUGCGGUGUUGGAAGGAGGGGCGGCCGAGCAAGCUGGUAUACGUAAAGGCGAUCGUAUACUUGAAGUGAAUGGGGUUAAUGUCGAGGGUGCUGAACAUCGUUAUGUUGUGGAGCUAAUAAAGCAAGGUGGUGAUGUGCUCAAACUAACUGUAAUUUCUGUAUCAAGAAAGGAAGCAGAGAGGUUAGAACCAAGUGAAGAAACCUCAGGAUUUUCCUAUAUUGAUUACAGUGAAAAGCGUUCCCUUCCAAUAUCGAUUCCAGACUAUUCUUACAUAGAAUCUGGUGGAGAUAAAUAUGUAGUGUUUAAUAUUUACAUGGCUGGGCGUCACUUAUGUGCUCGCAGAUAUAGAGAAUUUUCAAAUUUACACAACAAUCUCAAGAGGGAGUUCAUGGACUUCAACUUUCCCAAAUUACCAGGGAAAUGGCCCUUUUCGUUGUCUGAACAGCAGUUAGAUGGGCGACGUAGAGGGCUGGAACUGUACCUUGAGAAAGUUUGUGCUGUGAGGGUAAUAGCAGAGUCUGAUAUUAUGCAAGAUUUUCUUAAUGAUUCUGAUGAUCACCAGGGCAACAGUAUUCGUGUGGACUUAAAGGUGUUGUUGCCAGACAAGAGUGUGGUGACUGUUACACAGGCUAAAAAUGUUCUUGCUCAUCAAGUUUAUCAAGCUGUGGUGGAAAAAAUUAGCAUACCUCCAGAAACAGCAAAAUGUUUUGCACUUUUUGAGAUUGUAGAAUAUAGUUUUGAACGAAAAAUUAGCGAUGAUGAAUUCCCUCAUAACCUGUACAUUCAGAACUACAGUACUGCAACAGCAACGUGUUUAUGUAUUCAUCGAUGGAUCUUUAAUCCUCAUCGAGAACUUCGGUUGUGCAGCACAGAUGACAUUGCACACACAUGGCUAUUUUGGACAGCAGUAGAUGUUGUUAACAGAGGCCAUAUCAAACCAACAGAUCAGCUGUACCAGUUAAAGGCCCUACAAGAUGUGGCUCGCAAAGAACAGUAUUUACAGGUCGUUCGUGGAUGUGAAGGCUAUGGUGAUAUUGUUUUUCCUCACUGUCCCUGUGAUUCCCGUAAGAAAGGUCAUGUUGUUGCCUAUGUGGGUUACAAGUCAUUUAGGUUGCAAGCAUGUAAAGAAGAUGGUACAUUACAAACACAGAUAAUUGACUUUGCUUGGUCCACAAUAGAGAAGUUUGAGGUGGAUGAUGAAGCAAUGUCAUUUUGUUUUCUCUACAGGCAAACAGAAGAUCUUAUCAGAUGGGUCAAAAUAUUUACACCAUUUUAUCACUUUAUGGAGGAGUGUUUCCAGCGUAUUCAAGAGGAACAACAGUGGACGUAGAGACUGGAAGUUGUAGCAGAGUAAAUGUAAGGUAUAGGAGGAUAUAUAUAUAUAUGGGACUGAAUAUGUACAAGACAAAGAAAAGGACAUCCUGAAAGCUAUUUAAAAUGAAAUGGUCAAAGGUAAUUCCAGGUGUGGGAAAACUAGGGGAUCAAGCAUGACUUCAAUUAAACUUGGAUUUAAUGUAAAAUGGUAGAGGGGGGGGGGGAGUAUGACAAAGGGAUUGUGAUGAUAGUAGGUACUUUUUUCACAUGGAAGAAGAGUAAAGAACAGUAUCAAGACAGGGAAUCCCUGGAUUCAAGUGACUUAAUAGAUGUAAAUUGAGAGUGAAUUUUUUUAUAACAGUGGCCAUCUCCCACCAAGGCAGGUUGACCCAAAAAAGAAGAAACAAAAGCAUUUCUAUUUACAUUUAGUAAUUUACACAGAAGGGGUUACUAGCCUCUUGCUUCAAGCAUUUAGGAUUCUUUUCCACUUCCCCAUGGAGAAAGGAAAUAAAUGAGAAGAAUUAAGAAAAUACAAGAAAACACAGAUGGUUGUGUAUACAUAUACUUGUACAUGGAUGUGCAUUGUGACCUAAGUUUAAGUAGAAGUAGCAAGUUGUACUUGUUAUCUUGCAUGUUUAUAAGACAGAAAGACACCAGCAAUCCUAUGAUUGUGUAAAAGUUACAGGAUUCUGCUUUACACUCGUUAGCAGGAUGGUAGUACCUGCUUGAGUGGUUGCUGUCUUGUCUCUGGCACGACAGUGAUAGAGUGAAUGAUGGUGAAAGUGUUUCUUCUUUUUCAGGUCAUCCUUUAUUGAUAGGUUUUUGAUUAACUAGUUAGUUUCCUAAAAAUGUUAGAGGUCACCUUGAUGGCACAUUGUAAAGUAUAUAACUUUUGCAUACUGGCUAACAUUUUUUUCGAAAGUUUACAGUAUUAAAGAACCUAAAAAGCGAGGUUGCCCCCAUUCACAUGAAAUACUUUACAGAUUUUUCAUUCAAUUUUGACUCGUAAUUAAAAAAAAAAAAAAAGCCUUAUGUUCUUGCAUUUAGAUCAAUAAUAUCUUAUUCCUGUAUGUAACUCCAAUUUUACUAAUUCCAUAUUAUGACUAAUUUUCUGUAUUUACGUGUACUCUAGUUUAAUAAGUUUAUUCCUACAUUUUUUAGUCUUUAGCAAUAUUUUUCUUCUGACAUUAUUAAUUGCCUUGUUGUACACUGUUCCUGUGCAUUCCCUGUCUUUUUUUCCAUGAUAUAUGCUACUGUCUCAUAAGUAAAUGGGAGGGAAUUACAAUACAAUUGUAAAUCCAAGUUUUAUUGUAGUGUUUAACCCUAAAAGUUUUCAUUUUUUCCUGUUGUAAAUGUUUAUAUUUUUAUCUUCAUAGGCUUUGAUUAGUUCAUAAUUAAAAACUGAUGACAGUUGAUUUAUUACAGCAGAUUUACCAUUACUUAAGCAAUAUGGAGAUACCUGACAGUGAUUGUGCAAAACUAUCAGUGGUAGUUACACUGCUUAUCUUUUAUGAAUGAGGAUGGGGGGUAUCUAGUCUCAAAGGAGCUGAAGGCGUGUAAAUGAUAUUAGAUGCCAAUAAGAGAUUUUAAGACUGCAUGUCCAAAGAACCAUUCAUUGAUCUGUGCAUAGUAGGAUAUUAGAACCAAUGUGAAAAUGCAGAUUGAAUGGGAUGUGUAAUGUUAUUUAUCCUGUAGCCAUGUUUUAGCAGGUUGUUCUGCCAGUCACUAUAUUCAAUGUUUCCUAGCUAUGUAUAAAACACUGAUGGUUCUCUUAUGUAUAAUUCUUUUAAAUUGAUAAAAAGAUAUAUUUUUAUGUAAUCUGUUCUAUUUAUUGUAGAGACAACCAAACUAUUAUUAACAUAUGCCAGCACUGUGAUCAUCCACAACCCAGUUAACUAAUGGCCUAAUUAUUAAUAAAAAUCUUAUAAUUUUGUUUAGAGUUUAUAUGCAAGUAAUGCAUGCAUUUCUCAAGCAUUAAUGUCACUGAGUUUUAUGUACACCUUAGAUAAGAUUAUCAUUGGCACAAGUAGUAAGUUAGCAUCUAUUCUAGAAAACUAUUUUUAAAUAUUUUAUAAUUGUAUUCGAAUAUAAGUUGAUGAUUCUGCAUAGUUUUUCUAGACUUAAUUUCAGGUAUUAGCAUAUUGAUCUUUAAUGUCAUUUAAUUUCAUGUACUUUUUUUUUUUUUUUUGUACUAAUAUCAGUACAUAAAUUUAGUUAUCUUAAAUGUAAUUUUAUAUUGACAUUACACAGUUUGUGUAGAAUUCAGCAUUUAAAAUGUUUUUAAUAACUGCAAGAUUUUAAUGUCAGUAUGAUUAUUAAGCUGAACAAUAAGAGAAUGAAUUUUAGUACAGUUGUGUUAAGAAAAUUUAAAUGUAUGAAUUAUGCGACUGUAUAUUCCUCUAAACAAAUUUUAUGAUUUAUUUCAAUCAUUUUAGUUUGGUCUAUUGUUAGACAUUCCACUUUCAAAAUGUAUUGUUCUUUAGCUAGUCUGUUGAAUAUUUACACAGCUAGGUUAUUAUUUGGCUGAUCAGAACAUUUUAAUUUUAUGAAUAUUUAUAUUAUUUUGACAUAAGAUGACAGUAGAUUUAUCCAAAGAUUGAAUGCAUUUUCAAAGUGUCAAAGGCUUUAUCAUAUACUCUUAGAAAUAUACAACUGAAGCCAUACAAGACAGCUAGUACAUGAUACCAUAAAUCAUAUCCCAUUGUUUCUCUUCUUGCCUCUUUCAAAAUAUUUAUUAAUCUGUAGUCAGCUUGUAAUUCCUUCGUAUGGUUGGUUACUUUCUCUUCAAAGUUAAAACUGGCUUACAGUGAAAAAUCUGUGCCAUAGAAGCUGUUAGUGUCACAUGCUAAUUAGAAAGGAUGUUGUUGGUAUUAGAUGUCAACAAAAAGAGCCAUAGUUUUGAAUCCUGUAUUUUUCUAUUCAAAGGAUUUAGAUCCUCAAUAAGCACCUGUCUCAUAUAUGAAUGUUAAUGAGGGAAAGCUUUGUUAGUGAGGGAUAGAUUUAUUUUAUCAAUGCAGCUUUCUUUGUAUAAUUGUUGUGACUUUCAGUGAAUUGUGUUAAAACUCAUGAGGUGUCAAGGGAUAAGAUUUCUGUACCAAAGAUUUCAAAAUGACCAAGUAGAAUUUAUCAGCUGUUAAUUAUAACUAAAGAAUUUGCCUAUUUUCAGAGUGUAAGUAGAGAAGACAAUCAUUUGUCUUAACUACUCCAUCCAUCUCAUUUAGUAUAUUAUUGUCACCUUUUUUCAUACUUAAGCAAAAGUGGUGCAUGCCUAUUUAUCAGACCAUCCAGAGAGAAAUAUUCUUAAGUCCAAAAAUUUGUUAUAUAUUAAUUUAAAAAUAAUUUCCUUACUUUAAACUGUAACACGGGAUCAAGCUUUUAUUGAACAUGUGUGUUUUUGUCCUGUAUGUUUUUGAGUCAUCAUUGUGAAUGUUCAUAGGUAAAUAACACUAUUUAUGCUGAUUUACGUAAUGGCACACUAUUAUAUUCAAUUGCAUGCAUACAUUUGAUGUAUAUAUCUACAUGCCAUAUUUAUGAUGCAGGGUACUAUGUACCUAUUAAAUCAUCUACAUUCACAUUGUAUAUAUAA
Molecule: messenger RNA, 5124 nt
Organism: Cherax quadricarinatus
Lineage: Eukaryota; Metazoa; Arthropoda; Malacostraca; Decapoda; Parastacidae
Gene: Snx27
Product: sorting nexin 27
Biological process (GO): endocytic recycling; signal transduction; intracellular protein transport
Cellular component (GO): early endosome
Molecular function (GO): phosphatidylinositol-3-phosphate binding; protein binding
Source: RefSeq, a predicted model, not a curated record